AUGUCAAUAGAUAUAUCAAAAGAGAAUCUUUUAAAGUUCCAGGCUGCUAAGAGUUAUAGAUUACCAGAUGCACAAGUUGCUCCUGUGACUUCUUUAAGUUUUGAUGAUCAUGGCCAAUUUUUAUUAACUUCUGCUGCGAGUGACUCCAUGCAACUAUAUAAUGCUGUUGGAUGCCGCUUUAUAAGUACAAUUGCAUCCAAGAAAUACGGAUGUCAUUCUGCAAAAUUUACUCAUGCUCAAUCAGAAUGUAUCUACUCAUCUACAAUGAAAAGUUUUGAUAUUAGACAUCUAAAUGUUGAAACUAAUCAAUACCUAAGGUAUUUUAUGGGUCACGGUGCUCUAGUUAGCGAACUGCAGAUGUCUCCCUUGGAUGAUUCAUUUUUAUCAGCAUCUUAUGAUGAAUCUAUCAGACUAUGGGAUCUAAGAAUUUCCAAAGCACAAGCAAUUAUUCCCAGUGUCAUACCAACAUGCAUUGCAUAUGAUCCCAGUGGGCUAGUUUUCGCUGUAGGAAAUCCAGAAUCUUUUGAGAUUGGCCUAUAUGAUAUUCACCAGUUGAAAAAUGGACCAUUUCUGACUAUUAAAGUGGAUAAAAAAUUUUCAAACUGGUCAAAAUUAGAGUUCUCAAAUGAUGGUAAGUACAUAUUGCUAGCCUCUUCUGAUGGAAUACAGUUAAUACUGGAUGCCUUCGAUGGUAGUCAAUUAUUUGAGUUAAUUGGCACAAAGCCUUUCCCAUUAAGAGAAUUCACAGAUUCUGGCUCAGCUUGUUUUACUCCAGAUGGUAAAUUCACCCUAGCAACUGAUUACUCGGGUAAAAUAGCUGUGUGGAAUCAUACCGAUUCUAUAAGUAAUAAAGUACUGAAGCCUCAAGGUUAUAUACAGGCAGCCCAAAAUUCUUCUCCCAGGACAAUUGCAUUUAAUCCAAAAUAUUCAAUGUUUGUCACAGCUGAUGAAAACGUAGACUUCUAUACCUUUGAGGAUACAUAA
This is a messenger RNA of Henningerozyma blattae CBS 6284, 984 nucleotides long. It is a transcript of the gene SWD2, whose product is annotated as WD-repeat containing protein SWD2. Gene Ontology annotation, molecular function: protein binding; chromatin binding. The transcript has a single exon. Gene Ontology annotation, cellular component: Set1C/COMPASS complex. The record is from RefSeq and is a predicted model, not a curated record. The coding region runs from base 1 to 984 and encodes 327 amino acids. Lineage: Eukaryota; Fungi; Ascomycota; Saccharomycetes; Saccharomycetales; Saccharomycetaceae.